CAAGUUCCAGUUACUCUAUCUUCCUCAGGUUUAUUCAGUUCUGUUGUGUUGUGUUGAGUGUACGUGUGUUCAGAUUCGCUCCGUGAAAUGUUCGUGUAUUAAUUCUUAUUUUGUGAUAAACAAUAUUUUUUCUCAAUGGAAAUCGAUAUAUUUGCGGUAUAAGAAUUAAAAACAAUGGUGGAAUUAGACUUUUCUUCGACAAGUGCGAUGCCCGACGAUGGCGUCCCUGACAUGACGAGGUUGACCGUUCUUGAUGAAGAAGUUAUCAACAAAAACCUAAAAGUGCGAUACGAAAAAGAUCGCAUUUACACAUAUACAGGCUCAAUCCUCGUGGCAGUCAACCCCUACAAGGACAUUGACAUCUACACACAAAAAUAUGUCGGUAAAUACCAAGGGAAAAAACUAGGGGCGCAAGAUCCACACGUCUUCGCACUGGCGGAAGCGGCGUAUGCGUCACUUCAGACCGACACAAGCGGAAAAGGACACACGAAUCAGAGCUUAGUCAUAAGCGGAGAAAGCGGUGCAGGCAAGACGGAAAACACCCGAUUUAUUUUACAAUAUUUAUGUUCAGUCACUAGCGGCGUAUCAACAUGGGUCGAACAACAAAUUUUAGAAGCGAAUACGAUAUUAGAGGCUUUCGGAAAUGCUAAAACUGUACGAAAUGACAACUCCAGUAGAUUUGGAAAAUUUAUGCAAGUGUGCUUCGAUUCCCGAUGGAUGAUAGCGGGAUGCAUUAUUCAGGAUUAUCUUUUAGAACAAUCGCGGUUAACUUUUCAAGGGCCGGGUGAACGAAAUUACCACGUUUUUUAUCAAUUAGUAGAAGGUGCAAAAAACAAUAAAGAAUUGGCCGCACAGUUGCAUUUAAAGGAUGCAAGUUUCUACAAUUACUUAAAUCAAUCAAGUUGUGCAAAACUUGAAGGUGAUGCAAGAAGACUUGAUACGUUAAGAUUGGCCUUCAAUGUUCUUCAAGUACCGACGACUAAGUGUAAUGGAAUUUUUCAAACCUUGUCGGCGAUCUUGUGGUUAGGAAAUUUAAAUUUUGAGGAUAUAGACGGAGAAAAGUGCCAGUUAUCGGAACAAGAUAACGAAAUUUUGGAAAUUGUUUCAAACUUAUUAGAAUUAGAAAUAGAUAGUUUAAAACAAGUAGUUCUUUUAAGACAAAUUAACGUACGAGGAAAUAUCACAGAAAUCCCUUUGAAACUACAGGAAGCUAGAGAAAAUAAACAUGCCAUGGCUAAAGCUCUGUAUUCACGUACUUUUGCAUGGUUGAUUAACCACAUAAAUAAUUGCACAAAUCCGGGACAAGAUUCGACCAGAUUUUUAGGUGUACUAGACAUAUUUGGUUUUGAAAACUUUGCUGUUAAUUCUUUUGAACAACUUUGUAUUAAUUAUACAAACGAAAAAUUGCACAAAUUUUUUAAUCACUACGUUUUCGCACUAGAACAAGAAAUCUAUGGACAAGAAGCCAUACAGUUCAACCAUAUCUCAUUUACUGACAAUUCUUUAUGUUUAGAAUUGUUGGAGAAACCUCCACGUUGUAUUCUUAGAUUAUUAUCUGAACAAUGCCAUUUACCUAGAGGUUGUGAUGCAUCAUAUAUUUCAAAUCUACAUUCCGAAUUUGAAAAUCACGAGAGAUAUGUCAAAGGGGAAGAUAGAAGACGUUGGGAAACAGAAUUCGGAAUAAAACACUACGCCGGUUGUGUAACAUACAGUGUAAAAGGUUUUGUCGACAAAAAUCGGGAUGUUCAACAAGAUGUGUUCUUUGAUAUAAUUUCACGAAGUAAGCACGAAUUUCUUCAAGAGUUGUCCAAAUAUCAGGACCUGAGUACUCAUGUUACUACACGACAAAUAGCUAACGGAGGUACGACUGUUUCAAGAGGUACAAGUAAAGGCAAACCAACAGUUUCCGAUACUUUUCGUCAUCAGUUACAAGCUCUAGUCGAUGUGUUACAAUCAACCACGCCGUGGUACGUCCGCUGUAUCAAACCUAACAGCAAGAAACUUCCAAAUGAUUACGAUAACAAUCUAGUCUUAGAUCAACUGAAAUAUUUAGGAAUGUUAGACAUAAUACGUAUACGAAAAGAAGGCUUCCCGAUCCAUAUGAAUUUUGAAGACUUUGUAACCAGAUAUCAUUGUCUUUCCAAAAAUCGUCUUCCACCCGACAUGGUGAAAGCAUGUCGAGACCUAUUGGAAAGUCACAAUUUACCAAAGACUGAAUGGCAAUUGGGGAAAACCAAAGUUUUUAUGAGAUCUCAUAUCCACGAACCCUUAGAAGAGGCAAGAAAUAAAAUGAUCACCUCACGGGCCAUCCUAAUACAAAAGGUCUAUCGGAGAUACAUCGCCCGAAAGGAGUUCUUACGAGUCCGCAGUGCCGUCCUUCUCAUUCAACACGCCUACAUUGGAUGGAAAUUAAGAAUCGAGUUCUUAAGGAAGCGACGUGCUGCUAUCGUCAUACAAAGUCACUUAAGAGGCGUGUUUGCUAGAGAAGUAGCAGCAGCGCUCCGAGAGAUGCGAAGAGUCGAAGAAGAAAUGAGAAGGAGAGAAAAACUUGAAGAAGAACGUAAAGCCAAAGAAGCAGAAGAAGCACAAAGACGCCAAGAAGAACAAGAGCAGAAUAAGAGAAUUGAAGAUCUUGAAAGAAGUGAAAAAGCCGCCGAACAAGAAAUUGCGGCACUUUCACACAUGGCCGAGCAACUGAAACCGCGCCUCAAUGAACCCGUGACAGAAUCUGUAGAUUUAGAUAAUCUGUUUGCGUUUUUGUCAGACGUGCAGCCUCAAAAUCGGAACCAAAUCAUCGAUGAGAUAGGUGAAAAAAUGAACGAAUUGGUUGAAGAUCUGGACGUUGAAUUAGAAACUGUGAUCCAACAAGAACUGGAAGGGUUGGCGUUAGAACAGCAGCAACCCACUCCACCAAAAUUAGCCAUGCCAACGCUGCCAGAACCAACAGGACCGCCUCCACCGCCUCCGCCUGCCUUCCAAACGGCUCCCGAAUCUCCUCAACCUGAAACCAAAGAUGCUAACAAUGCUGAACCAAUUUAUGAAGCAGUACUUCCAAGGGAUGAUUCUAGUUGUGUGUCACCCCCGCCACUUCCAGCACCGCCAAGGUUGCCACCGGAAUCACCGAAAGCCAGUCCUCCAGUGUCCAGACCUAACAGCGCAGUUCCUCAGACUUGGAGGUACAACCAUGAACAAGAAGCCAACAACGUUGAACGAGAACAACGACGAAAGUGCAGAGUAGAAAAGAAGUUGCAGGAAUUAACGGAGACAAGUGAAAAGGAUAGUUCGAAUGAAGAAACAUAUCACGAUAUGAUCGAAUUCGCCGAAAACUAUUUCAAUGCUCACGAAAGAAGUCCCGAGGGAACAAUUAUAGCAACUUUGACGCGGAAGCGACAAAGUUCAGAAAUGAUUCCGAAAUGUGAAAUGGUUACUUUUUAUAAAGGCAACACUAUUCCUAACUCACACAUACAUAUGUACGAUCCAGAUAAUAUAAAUAUUGCCUGCCACAUUUUCAGGGACUUGUGCAAAUACAUUCGCGGUGAAAUGAACGCAGAAAGGGAACUUCUGGUGAUUCAGACAAUAAUAGGUCACGCGUUGGAACGUGAAGAAAUUAGAGACGAAAUACUCGUCCAAUGCAUUCGACAAGCCACUAAUAAUCCAAAUGUAGAAGGAACGGAGAGAGUUUGGCUCCUCCUUUGUCUCUGCGUAGUAUCGUUCCAACCUUCAAAACUUCUCCAUCGUUACUUCGUAUCAUUCCUAAAGAAAAAUCUCGCGCAAGGAGGCAAGAUAUCUCAGUAUGUUCAAUGGUGCAUAGACAAUUGCAAUAACACCAAAGUUAAAGUAAGAGAACACCCACCUUCGUCGGUCGAAGUUGCUGCGAUGAAACGCUUAGGCACAAUAGUAUGUAGAUUUUUCUUCCUUGAUGGGAGAACUAAAGCCAUAGAUGUUCAUCCGACUGAUACGGCCGGGGACGCCGCUAGGAAAUUGGCAGAGCGACUUGGAUUGCGAAAUUUAGAUGGCUGGGCUAUUUACCAAAGUCGACCGGAUGGAGAGGAACAUGUUCGGGCUCACUAUUACCUCUACGAUGUUAUCGCACAGUGGGAAAUGAGCCAAAAUAAGCUGACGCCACCUAGCGGCCUUUCCACCCUCGGAAGGCGUAGUGGAACUACACUGAGUGGUGGAGAGAACCGUUUUAUAUUCAAACGACGACUGUUCAAGUCUAGUCGAGAAUUAAGCCAGGAUCCAGUAGAAGUGAAUCUUCUAUACGCCCAGGCUGUUCAUAGCGUCGUGAAAAGUGACGACUUCCCGGUUACCGAAAAAGUGGCUCUGCAGUUGGCUGGCUUACAAGCUCAGGUCGCUUUGGGCAACCCCAAAGACAAUAACAAACUUGAAUAUUAUACUGAUAUCGAUAAUUACCUACCGUACAGGAUAAGUAGAACAAGAGGGGAUGACGUUUGGGUGCCUAUUAUAGCGCAAGCGCAUAAACAAUAUGGUGCUAAUCGUUCCGAACUGACCGCAAAAGCUUUGUACCUGUCCUGCGUUAUGCAGUAUCCGUUAUAUGGGACUACCAUGUUUCCUGUUGCGUAUAGGGGGUACUGGUCAUAUGGGAAUUCUCUCAUCUUAGGUGUUAAUAGCGAAGGAAUAAUGCUCAUAAAGCCGGAUGACAAAUUCGUCCUCGACGAAUACCGUUACCACGAAGUCGAAAGUAUUCUUUUAGAUCCUAGUGACAGUUUUAUAACGAUAUCUUUACAACGACAUCUAAGUGAAAACAACCAUAAGUGUUUUGUUUUUGAAACAACGCAAAAGAACGAAAUCGGAUCUUUAAUCGCUAGCUAUUGCCCAACUUUAGCAGCUUGGUUAACCGAAAACGAAGCACCACAAAAACGAGUUAAAGGUAUUACUAACGAAGAUCGAGUACGGCUCUACCACAAUCUAGUUAACUGCAGAAGGGCGUUAGUCGAUCAUGAAAUUUUACGAAAACCCACUGAUUCUUCUGGUAGUUUUCUCAGAAAUACCUUACGUAGAUUGAGUAAACAUAAAUUGGACAAACUGAGACAAGAACAUGGCGGGGAUACGGGAGAAACAUACAAAGGCUUCCAUUAUGCAUUUUGGGCGUUCAGUCGUCAACAAUUACCUCAAAGUAUUAGUAGAUUACCGGAUCAAGAAGAACAGAUAAUGUUACAAGUUUUUCAAAUAAUACUGACAUAUGCCGGCUUAGGACAAAAUGGUGAGACAAUACGGAGAGUGGAAGAUGAACACGUUUCUCUGUUGCAAACAAUUCUGGAAAGAUGUAUGCGAAAAGAAUCUCUUCUAUGUGAAUUGUAUUUACAACUCAUUAAGCAGACAACCGAUCAUCCUGACCCCAAUUCUCGAGUGAAUCUCCGCCAUUGGGCGUUACUAUCUCUAGCGUGUUCCGUGGUACUACCACCUAAUAAAGCAAUCCGCAGAUACCUUAUAGCUCAUCUGAAACGAUGUAGCUCUGAUUAUGUUACUGAAGAGGGUAAAUACGCACGAUUUGCAGAAAAAUGUCUUCUAAAGACUCAGGGAACAAGAAGGCGACAGUGGCCACCUUCUCGUGAGGAAAUUCUUUGUACCAUAAAUCGUAGACCAGUUUAUGCGCGCUUCCAUUUCAUGGAUGGCCAAUAUCAUUCAGUAGAAUUCCAUCCAUCUGCCACGGCAAAAGAUGUUUUGGAAAUCGUGCGAGACAAAGUUGGGUUGGGCUCAGAGGCCAAAGGUUAUGCAAUUUAUGAAGUUCUGGGUAACUCAGAGAGGAGUUUAGCAGCUGAAGAAAAAGUUGCUGAUGUUAUGGCGAAAUGGGAAAGGUACAGAGCUGCUACAGCAGCUAAUACUGCGAAUACUACCGGAACUGCUAAACGAGCGAGACCGCAGCAUCACUUCUUCCUGUUUAAAAAACACAUAUUUAUGGAUAAUUACAUCAAUCUUAACGAUCCGGUUGAAAAAGAACUAUUAUACCAUCAAGUGUUACAUGACCUGAGGACCGAUAGAUUCCCCGUUACAGACAAAGAAGCUAUGAUGCUGACGGCACUUCAAGCUCAACUCGAAUUAGGCGACGUGAAUGACACCAUUCAUGAUUACCGCCCUAUAGCUUGCCACUGUUUACCAGCUCGAUUAGUUCCAAUUUUACCACAUGAUGGUGUUGCCAUGCACCAUCAAUCUCUUCGAGGAAUGACUCCGUCUGAAGCCAAACAAGCAUUUUUAAACUUGAUACAAAGCUGGCCUUUGCACAAAGCUACGAUUUUCGACGUUAUGCAAUCAUUUACCUCCAACUGGCCUAGAGUUCUUUGGCUCGCUGUUGACCAAAAAGGCCUCCAUCUCCUUGAACACCGUUCAAGAAAUACCCUUUGUACCUACGACUACGGAAGCAUAUUGAGCUAUGCGCCCGCCCUUAACUACCUGAUGAUAAUUACGGGAAGUGACAAGAAGCAAAGUAAAGUCAUACUGACUACCGCCCAAGCAUUCCAAAUAGCAACCUUAAUACGCGAAUAUAUGGAAGUCCUCCAUGGUGAUUCGGUGGAAAUAAGGAGGGCUCAAACACCAAAGAGUCGACCGGUUAGCGCUUUACACCAAAAUACACCACUAGUACCGCCACAACCCAGCUAGAAAAGGGUUACUUUCGCAGAUCAGGUAAUGGCGGCGCACUAUUAACAAUACUGGCCGUCUACAAGUAUUGUCCAGAAAAUAUAUUGGAUCUCUUGAUUGGCAAACUUAACAAAUAUGGAACAAAGACAUUUUAAAUUGUAGAAAUUGUAGGUAGUAGGUUUUUUCUGGUGGUACUUGUGCUGAUCUGCGAAAUUGUUUUUCCGUCUACAAAGUUACUACGUAUUGUUUGGCAAGAUUUUACAGAAGCAAUUGUUUCACAACUAACAUUGUUGCAUAUUUUUAAUUACAUGGUAGUAUUGUUUGCAAAAAAAAAAAAAAUCGGUGAAUACUGAUUACGUAACACGGACGUAAGUUUGAAACAAGUGUUUUUAUUAACAUAAAUAUGACCACAAAAAAUAAAUUCGUGAAAAGACUGAAGUUGUAGAGAAAGUAUUGGUCAUAUAUUAUUUAUUGCGGUUCUAUAAAUAGGUAUUAGCGUCAUAAUUUAUGCAACUAGUCAAAGUGUAUAUAAGCCGAUAAUUUUACUUUGUACAGCUGUUAAAACCCGCAAUUGUUGUUUUGUAUUAUAAAGCUUCAUACAUUAAAUUACCUUCUUUUAUAAUGUGAUAUUUUACUUUUAGUUAAGUUAUGCAUUUAUGUUUGUAUGUAAGAACUUUGUGCGUUAAAAAGUGUCUAGAACUAUUGACUUUAUUUAUUCUUUGAAAAAACAAGCGUUUUUCUUAUACUUU
Messenger RNA from Zophobas morio, 7346 nucleotides. Its product is annotated as myosin-I heavy chain. Gene Ontology annotation, molecular function: ATP binding; protein binding; cytoskeletal motor activity. The record is from RefSeq and is a predicted model, not a curated record. Gene Ontology annotation, cellular component: cytoskeleton; myosin complex. The transcript has 18 exons. NCBI's taxonomy places the organism in Eukaryota, Metazoa, Arthropoda, Insecta, Coleoptera, Tenebrionidae. The coding region runs from base 175 to 6618 and encodes 2147 amino acids. Gene Ontology annotation, biological process: signal transduction.